Suillus subalutaceus is the source of this 1251-nucleotide messenger RNA. RefSeq names its product RmlC-like cupin domain-containing protein. The coding region runs from base 180 to 1082 and encodes 300 amino acids. The record is from RefSeq and is a predicted model, not a curated record. The transcript has 14 exons. Lineage: Eukaryota; Fungi; Basidiomycota; Agaricomycetes; Boletales; Suillaceae.
AGCUGAGUGUUGUGGGCUGAUCGAGCCCCUUUACCAAGCAAGUGAACGAAGGGUGUAUAAAUUCGUCAUCUUUUCUAUCCGAGAUUUAGAAUCCACUGUCACAGUUGCCCACCAUAGUCAACCUCACCAUCAACUUAUUAUUUCUGUCUCUUAUCCCAGUUCUCAAGCUCUCACCUAAGAUGGCUUUGAACAUGACAUCUCGGAAUGUCGUGAAGAAGGUGCUGUCCAUGGACACACCUGAGGGUGCUGGAGCACGCGUGCGACGGUCCAUUGGAAGCGCGAGCUUGCGCAAUUUGACGCCUUUCUUGUUGCUGGAUCACUUCCAUAUCACCGAGGGUGCCGGGUUCCCCGACCAUCCGCAUCGUGGCCAGGCAACCGUAACGUAUAUGCUGGAAGGAUCAAGUCGCCAUGAGGAUUCCGCAGGACAUUCUGGGACCAUCGAGGCCGGCGGUGUACAAUGGAUGUGUGCCGGAAAGGGGAUCAUUCACGCGGAAAUGCCCGUGCAUGGAAAGAACGUUCCAGAGCCUCGAGGAUUACAGCUUUGGGUGGACCUACCAAAGAACGUCAAGAUGACGGAACCGAGCUAUCAAGAACUCGACCCUGAGGCAAUUCCAGUUGCGUAUCCCGAAGGCAAAGAUGGAAAUAUUAGCAUCAAAGUCAUUAGUGGAAAGAGUCACGGCGUUGAGUCGCCUGUGCGGCCACUUGGUGGGUGCUGGUACUUCCACAUGAUGAUGAAGAACGGCGCAACCAUGUUCCAGGACAUUCCUGCUGGUUGGACAGCAUUCCUCUAUAUUUUGAAGGGUGCAGUGAGCGUCGGUGAAAGCGGUCCUGUCCAUGAUGCUUUCCACACUCUCGUUCUUUCCAACGAGAACGGUGAGACUGGCGUGCAACUAACAUCUGCAACCGACGACACUUCGUUUGUCUUGAUUGCUGGGGAGCCUCUCGAUCAGACUGUUUUCCAGUACGGUCCUUUCGUCAUGACGAACCAGGAGGAAAUACAGAAGACACUGAUGGACUACCGAACGGGUCGUAACGGAUUUGAGAAAGCGCACACGUGGAAGAGUAAGAUUGGAAAUAUGUGAGAACCCCUGUACGCAUGAUUGUGUUCUUGUUCUACGAAGAUUCUUUCUAAAGGUUUCUUGCGAAUGAAUAAUACUUGAUCCCAUUGCAAUAGUACUGUAGAGAUACUUAUUUACAUAUUGAGAGGGCGUAAACCUCUUUCGAAAAACAAUAUUAAUCGAUUCGAUGUCA